Messenger RNA from Cyphellophora europaea CBS 101466, 1764 nucleotides. RefSeq lists its product as uncharacterized. The transcript has a single exon. The record is from RefSeq and is a predicted model, not a curated record. NCBI's taxonomy places the organism in Eukaryota, Fungi, Ascomycota, Eurotiomycetes, Chaetothyriales, Cyphellophoraceae. The coding region runs from base 1 to 1764 and encodes 587 amino acids.
AUGCUACCCAGGAGACGCCCAAACCAGAAGCCCAAGACCAAGCGGAUCAAUGCGUCCGCCUCGACAGCUCCACGGCCGGAGAGAAUGAGCACCCGAAGUCGUGGCCUGAAGCCAAAGCCUUUCGAGCUCUCAGAUCUCCCACCCAAGGAUCCCAAAAACACCAGGAUAUUGACGACGGAGCAGUUUUACGAUUAUUCUGCUGAGACCGCCAAGGUCGUGCCUCAGGCCCAUGCAAACGCAAUGUAUGCUGAGAGGCAGGACGAGAUCGCAGCGCUGGAGGCUGCUGAGAGUGCCGCAGCCGCCACCGCCACAGGGGCUCAGAUUAUACUCGAUGCAGCAGCUGCUGCGAAUGCCAAUGCGACGGCAACGAAUACCGAUGGUACCACCACCCUUCAGGUUGGGACCGGCUCUCAAGUCAACGGCGCCGCUCAGGUUGACGCCAUCCCAAAGGAAAUUGCUGCCCCAACAGGUGGCUCAAGGUCACUGCCUCACAAGCAUCGGUUUCUUUGUAACGUCCCCGGUUGUUCGAGUGGUGCGUACCAGUUCGGGGAGCUACAGCGCCACGUGAGGACGACGCACAAGAAAACAGGUCACGAGCCACCCACCAACCCUGGAGACGUUCGCAUCAUCGAUUUCGUUGAUUGGCUUAACGGUAGAAUUGUUGGCUUCCCAGCAACGCCGAAGGCGAAGAAGGACUAUCCCGAGUUUCUGGACGAUUAUUCUGGGCCACCUCAAGUCUCUGCACAAAUGCAACAGCCAGCAGCUCCCACUCCAGUGGCAUCAGGUCUCCAGCCACAGGUAGUGAGGCGGAGUGAGGAUGUAAGCACUCGCGCUGCUUCAGCAGCGAACAAGGAGAAUAUUCCGCCACAGGACACCACUGCGACGGGUCCAGCUGCCGGCCAGAAGCGCAAACAUGAUGACGCUGAAGCCGACCAGGACGAUGGACCACGCAAGAGGCCAAAUAGGUCAACGAUUCAGCCCCGCACCCGUCGACAGCAACCGCUUGCAGAAGCAGAGGUCAAUACCGAGCCUCAGAGCCAGCAGAACCUCCAGGCAACUUCAGAGCCUUCGGCCGUUCAGACACGCAAACGCAAGCGCGACGAGGGAAACGAUGCCAACGCCGACCCAGAAGACAGUCGCCCAACCAAGAGGCCGAUCAGAGCAUCUGCAAAGGCCCCGAAGAGAGUGGCGAAAGACAAGGACAAACCUGUGAAGCAUGGCCAGCAAAACCCAGCGGCGUCCGGCAACACAUACCAUAGCUAUUUUCCCCCAGUCCCAGAAGAGCCCGAGCCCGAGCCCAAGCCCAAGUCCAAGGACGAAGACCCGUACAGAACCGCCACGUGGGUCGCGGAAGAAGCCCUCCACUCUGCGCGGAUGAAGGCGCGCGCCGAGGACCGCGAUUAUUGGGCACAGUUCCCUUUGCCUCCCCCGCAAGACACCAAGUAUGUCGAGGAGGAUGCUUACAUGGAGAUUCAGAAUGAACGCAAUCGGUUGAGGGACGAAGUGCAGGAUCUGAAGGCGGAGCUGGGGAAUCUGCGUGCAGAGAGGGGCCGUGCUGAGGCGGCGGCCGAGAGCCAUGUGGCGAGCUAUGAGAUGGCGUUGGCGGCGGUGCGUGUAUGGGAGGAUAUUGCGAGGGCGAAUGGUUUGGCGGUGCCUGAUGGGGAGUGGGAGGGGUAUAAUGCUGCUUUGUCAGCUUUGAGCAAUGGGGAGAAGGGCGCGGAGGACCGGCAGGGUGGGCAGGGUGAGGAUGGACGAGAGGAUUAG